Messenger RNA from Drosophila innubila, 1092 nucleotides. RefSeq names its product ADP-ribosylation factor-like protein 4C (gene Arl4). The record is from RefSeq and is a predicted model, not a curated record. Gene Ontology annotation, cellular component: cytoplasm. The transcript is spliced from 4 exons. Gene Ontology annotation, biological process: vesicle-mediated transport; intracellular protein transport. NCBI's taxonomy places the organism in Eukaryota, Metazoa, Arthropoda, Insecta, Diptera, Drosophilidae. Gene Ontology annotation, molecular function: GTP binding; GTPase activity. The coding region runs from base 110 to 982 and encodes 290 amino acids.
AUAUCGAUAUAUCGAUAUAUUAUGUUGAUGUACCAGCAACAUCCCUAAACAGAAUUGUGAAAACAUAAAAUGUAAGAAAAAAACACAAAAAAAACCAAAAGGGACAAAAAUGGGGGCAACAAUGGUUAAAAAUGGAAAUUUAUUGGAUGCCUUGCCAUCACAGGGAACUCUACACGUAGUAAUGCUAGGCUUGGAUUCUGCUGGCAAAACAACAGCGCUUUAUAGACUUAAGUUUGAUCAGUAUUUAAACACAGUGCCCACAAUUGGAUUCAAUUGUGAAAAGGUGCAAGGUACAUUAGGAAAGGCAAAGGGUGUUCACUUUCUCGUUUGGGACGUGGGCGGACAAGAGAAACUACGUCCGCUGUGGCGAAGUUACACUCGAUGUACAGAUGGAAUUUUAUUCGUUGUCGAUUCCGUUGACACUGAACGUAUGGAAGAAGCCAAAAUGGAGUUAAUGCGUACAGCCAGAUGUCCAGAUAAUCAGGGUGUGCCCGUUCUUAUUUUAGCCAAUAAGCAAGAUCUACCAAACGCAUGCUGUCCCAAGGAACUUGAGAAGCUUUUAGGACUCCACGAGCUACAAAACCCAAUAUCAUCGAAUAUCUCAACUUCCAGCUUCACCUCAUCAACGGGAAACAUUGUCGGUCAUAGCAGUAGUACUACAGUCGGGCACAGUAACAGCGAUAAUAGCACAUGUUCAGCGAAACAAUUAAAAUCACCACAAAAUGCCCACGAGGAAUCUAGAAAUAAGGCUCCAAGUUUGCCAGUCUCAACAUCACCAGCAACAAUGCACAGCUCUCAAUUUACAUUAAACCACAACCCCUACAAAUUGAAUCCUUCCACAUCAAUGCAUCUGAAAGGCUGGUAUAUACAGCCCGCAUGUGCUAUAACUGGUGAGGGUCUUCAGGAAGGAUUGGAUGCUCUAUACGAUAUGAUCUUGAAACGUCGUAAAAUGAAUAAGUCACACAAAAAAAAUAAACGGUAAUAUUGUCUUUUAACACAAAAAUUUAGAAAUUAAAGUCUGCUUAGCACAAUUAACAAAAAUGUACAUGCACUACAAAUAAAUAUCGCCUAUGUACAAAUGUACGCAAUUAA